UUACUCCACCUCCCCAUCAACCAAGACAUCAGCAACGCAGAGAGGGUCAAUGAAAUCUGCAAAAGGAUCACUCACAUCCUCAACGGCAACGACAAGUUUAACCUCCUCAAUUUCUCCACCGCCGAUGAUGGCCCUGACCAAGACGCUCCGCAGCCAACGCCAUCAAAAAAAGAUAAUGUGGUGGGUUUGGAAGAUGAGGCUAACAAAAUAGUUGGCUAUCUCAAAGAAAACACUUCACAUUUGGAUGUGAUCUCCAUCAUUGGCAUGCUUGGCCUCGGCAAGACAACACUGGCCGGAAAUAUAUUUCACGAUCCCGACAUCAAGUUCGAAUUCACAGAGAAGGAGGUGUUUCUUUCCAGUUUGAGACAGAUGAAGACCCAAUUCAACAAGGAUGAGUACACGAAAAAGAGAUGUUCAUACCUCGCGAAAGAAACAUCAGCUCUUCUGGGCGAUGUUGGAAAAUUCUUGCUAGUCAUGGAUGAUGUGUGGGAGACUACAGACUGGGAUAAGAUCAAAGAAUGUCUGCCUGAGGAUAACACAGUAGGUAAAGUCAUGAUCACCAGUCGCCAGAUGGAUGUGGGGAAGCAUGUCAACCGCUUCAGAGAGCCUCACCCUUUGCGUAAGUAGGAUUUGGAUGAGAGUUGCGAGCUACUCCAAUGGGAGGUUUUCAAAAAGCCAGAGUUCCCAUCUGAUUUGGAACGUGUCGGGAGAGAGAUUGCUGCAAGGUGCGACGGCCUGCCCCUGGCUAUCGUGGUGAUAGAAGGCGUUCUUGCCACCAAGUUGUCAAAAUCUGAGACUCAAUGGGAGAAAGUUUCUACAAGUGUGAGUACGUUCCUUGGUUAUGAUUCGCAGAAACGCAUGGAGAAGAUCAUAUAUAUGAUUGAGUUAUUAGAAGUUGCCUUACCACUUGAAGGAAUGUUUCCUAUAUAUGGGUAUGUUUCCGGAAGAUUUUGAGAUCCCAUCCCCUCUUGGAAAUUGAUCCGAAUGUGGAUUGCAGAAGGUCUAAUACAGCCCAAGGACGGCAUCACCGUGGAGGAGGUUGCUGGCUACAAUCUUGAUGAUCUGAUCAAUCGAAAUCUGGUUAUGGCUGCAAAAAUUUAAGGCCGAUGGGAGAGUCAAGUCCUGCAGGAUUCAUGACAUGUUACGUGACUUCUGCAAAGUUGAAGGCUGGAAAGACUGUGAUACCAAGAAAUUAAGUGGUCCAGUGAUGAAGGGCUUCAGCCCUCAUUCACUGAAGCACAGAAGCAUCGACGCCUCUGCAUCCACUCGCAUGUCAUGGACUUCUUCGGUAAAGGUCCAGAAGGCCCUUAUGUCCGCUCGUCGUCACAUUCUCCGAAGAUAUAGAUGUGCCCUUAGACAAAAUCGCGGCCAUUUGUUCGUCUUUCAAGCUCUUGAGGGUUUUAGAAGCAAAGCCCCUCAAAUUCUCUAGAUUACCAAAGUCUUUCCACGAGCUGUUUCAUCUGAGGUACCUUGCACUAUCCAUGAAGCCGGAGUCGAACUCAACGCCUUCCGUUCUCCCCUCCACCUUCAAAAAGCUUUGGAACAUACAGACUCUUAUAGUCGACACAACUUCACGUUUCCUCGACAUCAGAGCAGAUGUCAUGAGUAUGACUCAGCUAAGGUAUCUGAAGAUGAACGCGUGCACAACUCUUGUAAAGCCAGGUAAAGAAAGCAAAGAAGGCUAGAAGCUUCAGAGCCUCAGCACAGUGUCACCAGAGAGCUGCACGGAGGCACUCUUCGACAGGGCUCGCAAUCUAAAAAAGCUCGGGAUGCGUGGCAAACUAUCCUCAUUCCUCAAUAGCAAGACCGGAACAUUUGAUUGUUUAACGAAACUGAGCUAUCUCGAGAAGCUGAAGCUGCUCAACGAUGUAUAUCCGAAGCCGCCUUCGCUUGGGAAGCUAGACAGCCUCCCUCCGGCCUACAAAUUCCCUGUGAAUCUAAGAAGCCUGACGUUACAAAACACGUUUCUGGAGUGGACACACAUGUCUACUUUAGGAUCACUGCAGAAAUUGAAGGUGCUGAAGCUCAAGGACAAUGCGUUUGUAGGGACGAGUUGGGAGGUGAUGGAGAGAGGCUUCAACGCGCUUGAGGUUCUGCAUAUUAGGAGGAUUGAUUUGUUGACCUGGACUGCGUCGGCGCAGCAUUUCCCGAGCCUUAAACAGCUUCAACUGCGCAACUGUGACAAGCUUAAGGAAGUUCCCAUAGGGCUGAAUGAUAAUCCGAAUCUGGAAUAUUUGGAUUUGCAGUUCUGUAAGGCGGCAGCUGCCUCUGCAAAGAAGCUUGCUGCGGCCAAGAAGGCUGGAGCCACCACCUUCACGCUCUCCAUUUACCCACCAAAUGCAUGAAUCUAUUAUCUGUGGUAAGUAAUAGUACUUCAUCUGUAUGUUAUUUAUAGUCUCAUUUUGAUUCGGCACAGAUUUGAAGAAAUUGUUUGAAUUUGUAGAGAAAAAAAUGAGAAAAUGAGUUAGUGAAAUGUGGAGUCCACUUUUAUAGCACGUGAAUUAAUACAUAAUUAGUAAAAAAAGAGGAAAACGAGAAGAGUAGUUAAAGUAAUGUUAGUGGAUAAUGUGACUCACAUUAUUAUUAGUGUUUAAUGAGUUGUAAUGGUGGACUAUAGUGGUAUAAGUUGUAAAUAAAUUGACGUAUUCAUAAAUGGAAAUGUCAUAUUUUUAUUGGAUGGACGAAAAGGAAAAGUGCAUAUAUUUUUAUGGACAUAAAGAGUAUUGGUUUCAUAAUAGAAUGUGAGUGUACUGAUUUAAUUGAAUGGUGGGUCUACUUACCUAAAAUGGAAUAGACCAAAUGAGACUUAAAAUUACGGAAAAUAGCAAAAUGGGACUAUAAAUCACGAUUUCAACUCAAAUAGAACAAGAAAUGUAAUAUAAUCUAUAACACCAAAAUAGAAUAAUUGUUGCUACAUUUAAUUACUAAAAUGUUUAAUU
This is a messenger RNA of Salvia splendens (bonfire salvia), 2939 nucleotides long. Its product is annotated as disease resistance RPP8-like protein 3. Lineage: Eukaryota; Viridiplantae; Streptophyta; Magnoliopsida; Lamiales; Lamiaceae. The record is from RefSeq and is a predicted model, not a curated record. The transcript is spliced from 2 exons. Gene Ontology annotation, molecular function: ADP binding. Bases 265 to 627 code for a protein of 120 amino acids.